Prunus armeniaca (apricot) is the source of this 558-nucleotide messenger RNA. The record is from the annotation of a GenBank genome assembly. Lineage: Eukaryota; Viridiplantae; Streptophyta; Magnoliopsida; Rosales; Rosaceae.
AUGGAUCUAGGCACCACUAAAUUAUUAGGAGCUCCUUCCCCUUCUUCUUCUUCUUCUUUCACCAAUUCAUGGACACACGAUGUGUUUCUCGGCUUUAGAGGUGAGGACACACGCUACAAUUUCACAGACCAUCUACACAAAAAUUUGGUCCAGAGGGGCAUUAGAACCUUCAUAGAUGAUGAGCUCCCAAGAAGAGAAGAAAUAUCACAUGCACUUCUUGAUGCAAUUGAAGGAUCGAGGUGUUCCAUCAUCGUAUUCUCUGAAAACUAUGCAUCCUCGAAGUGGUACUUGGAUGAACUUGUUCAUAUCAUUCAGUGUAGAAAAUCAAAGCAACAGAUGGUUUGGCCAGUUUUCUACAAAGUGGAUCCCUCAGAUGUAAGGAACCAAAGAGGUAGUUAUGGCGAGGCACUGAAUAACCAUGAACGCAAAUUCAAAGAGCAGAAACUUACUAAUCAUGAUGAAAGUAAAUUCGAGGACAAUAUGAAGAAGGUGCUGAGAUGGAAGGAAACCCUUAUGCUCCAUUUGGAUGAAGGAAUUGCAAAUUACAUAGAAUUUUAA